UCUCGACGCUGAAGCAAGGACGCGCACGCGUCGCGCGCGUCGCCGUACAUCACUACCAGUUAUUCAACAGGAACGUUCGGCGGCGGAGCGAGCCGCGCGGUGUGUGCGUUGUGCGAUCUACAAGCGUUUUGUGGCCGAGCGAUUCAGAGAGAGACGGCGAGGUGUUUCGGGUGUUUCGCGCGCGCGAGAAGAGGAGUUUCAUUGCUGCCGCUUAGCGCGAGAACGGAAGGAUCUCUCUAACCGCGCCCUCCGCCCCCGAUCGUGAGUCAUGGCUGGUAUCGUACCGUUGUCUGGUAGACCCGGCAGGAAACAGUGGACGCUACACGCUAAUUCUAAGUCCUAUUGAUAGAUGGGCCUAAAGGUUCUCUUAGACGGUUACGUUCCCGAUUGGCAGAAGACGGCUGUCCGGAAUCUCAAGUGAUUUUAGCUAAGCAGUUGUUAGAGGAGCAAUGUGAGCUUGAUGUUGAUAAAGAGGAAAACGCUAAAUUGGGUGUUUACUGGUUGACAAAAGCCUCAGAGCAGGGAAAUCUGGAGGCGACUGAUAUUCUUAGAAAGUGUUUGGCGACUGGUCGCGGUAUCACAGAGCACAACUAUUACGACGUAAAAAGUUGUCUAGACAUGACGCAGGACGAGAAGUUGGCCAGAAGAGCAGCGAGGGAGAUGUUUAUGAGUCUAUCAAAUGGCGAAGACUUCAUAACUACAGAGCAGCUGCAAAAACGUGUGAGGAAUUUAUCGUCACCAUCGACCAGUAAUGCCGAUUUUCCAUCGAACAAUCCCUCUAGCAACUUGUCGCAAAAGGGACAACUGAGCGACAACGAUAACGAUUGCUUCCCCAGCAAUGGGCUUCCCGACGAUUCCCUACCUACCAAGAAUGAAAACCGAACGAACGACAGUCACGGUUGGACGGACCAGAGUGAGAAGAUCACGGAGGCUGCUUUGGUAUCCGCAGCUGCGAGUUACGCGCGCGGGAUGCUUCCGAUAGUAUCACAUGCUCUCUGCAUGGUGGAUCCUUCCGAAUUGGCACUAGACACGAUACCACUGCUACAGAGACCAUUUAUUUAUCCGUUCGCGUCGUUGAAACGUCUCUACAGUUGGUUGAUCGAGACCCUGGGCCACAGAGGAACGUCGAUCAAGAGGGUUCUUUUUACGUCGAAUUUACACAUUCUUCUGUUACUCUUGUUAUACUCCUUGUUCGGCACGGAGAGCCUAAUACUUUUUAUACCGAUGGCCCUCUACUACCUUUCGUUUACAGUCAUGGUAGUGGCUACCUUUCAAAUGCUUCAACGAAAACGCGAGUUCAACAACUUCCGCAUGUGGUCAGGUCUAUUUCUCAGUUACUCGGGCGGAAAUUUGAAUCCUGAGGAAGCAGAGUAUCAAUUCUGCCGCAACAACUUGAAACCAUAUGGACAUUUCUUUCUCGCGUUACUGUUGAACCUGAUGAUUUAUCCUCUGAUAGCCCAUCAAUGGACCCCGCAAUCUGAAUUCACUAUAAUAGCAGUCACGCUUACUCUUAUCACACUCUGCAAUUUUAUGUGGAGGGACUCUUCGCGAUUUCCCGAUUUCUUGGCCCUCUUCAGCUUUGGUGUACAUGUACUCGCCAAGUAUCCUUACGAGACGGACAUAGUCGUGGCGCAAAGCUGGAGAUUCUUGGACAUCAGAGUGCCAACAUUUGCGUCUUACGUUGUCGGCAAUGGCAUAGAGUUUUGUCUAAAUUUCCGUGCCGUGUUUUAUCUCUUGAUACCUGCGGUUUUCGCGAAAAUGGCCGCGAGAGACGGUUGGCGCGGCACGUAUCGGAUUCUGAUACCUCAUUGCGUUACUCUAAGUUGGUGGCAAAUAGCAAUUUUCAGUUCUCAAGGUGCCACAUGGUACGGCUUGAUCAGAGGCGCACUUGCAUUAGUUGGAAUGGUCUUGUUUCUUCCAAUCGCCGGUAUUGCUUCUGUCAUUUUACCAAUCGUAGCUAUUGCCAAAUAUUUAUCGGAAAAUGAUCUGGCCAUGAGGGUAGCGAUUACUGCUGUACUCGGAGGAAUGCCAUUUUUUGUUUCAUGGUAUCUGAGAAAGACUAGAGUGUCGAGAUUUAAUUGGAUCAUUACGCUUAUGCAAAUUGUUCUUGGCGUUGGUGCUGCAACAUUUUUAUCGUGGCCGAUGAUAAUGGAAUAUAAUCAGGAUUCCGACGAGACAUCAUAUGACAUUACUUCUACCUUAACAUGGGAUCAGUAUCAAAACUACUGUCAUCAACCUGCAUGGGAGGAACUGUCGUCGAAAGCGCAAGUGCAGGUGCAAUGCGCUCAAUUGGAAGGCAUACCUGUUGCGUGGGAAGGCUACGUGACAAAUAUUAGAGUAAAGUCGAUAAAAAACAAUAUUGCUAUUAUACUAAACAGGUUACCCGACAACGUUAGAAAAUUAAUUAGUUGUAUGUACGGGGAACCGUAUGAGGAAAAUUGUAAUUCGGGCGAUGACGUUCGCAGAAAGAACUGCAAGCACAUAACGAGUAUUCAGAAAAAAAGAAACAAAUGUUAUUUUCCAUCUUGGGAUCAAUACGAAUUUGAGAUAUUCGUCAAGAUGAAAAGCGGCAUAUGGGGAAGUACCACAGAGAUACGUCUCAUUGCGGACCAUUCUUUCACCAAUUUUAGUCUAAAUAUAUAUCCGGGCGAUAAGAUUUGGUUUUCUGGAGCACUUCUGAAUAAUGAUUUGGAAACAGAGUCUCUUCUUGGUGGUGCCAUACCACACAUCGAUUUGGAAGAGAUAGGGUGUCUUGCAUGCAAUUCCCUCAAUUUGAAAAAGUCUUACAAACGUUAUAGGUAUCGUAUAAGUUUAAGCUCUAUUAUUAGAGAUCUUUGUCUCAGCGUAAAGACUGUAUUAAACUUUCUCUUAAAUCCUAUUGUGAUGUUUAAGUGAUGACAUUUUAUAUGACUGAAUCCUUUUAGAUCUCUCUAUAGCUUUUUAGGUCUAAUAAAAUUUUUUCAAUAUCUAAUUAUUAUUAUAGUUUGUUUAACAUGAUUUAUAUUAAAAAAAAAUUAAAUUACUAGAAUAUUGGAAUUAAAAAAAAUUUUUUUAGACGAAUAAAAUUUGGAAAUAAAACACGCCGUAUUAAUUCAUAUAAGUAGUUAAUUUAACAAGAUACAAUUUCAAACAAAUUUGGUAUCUAUAUAUUUGCAUUGUAAACUAUAAUAUUUUUGCUUUAUAAAUGUCUUAAAAGAUAUUUCAAUAUGAAAAAUCUGUUAAAAGAUCUUCGUUUGGGCGAAUAAUUUGAUCCGAUAAUUUUAUUAUAAUUGUAACCAAUUUUUCGCGUUACAAUGUUGCAGAUAAACUAUAUUGUACAAAACAGCAUGUUAUAUAUGAUAGCAUGCUGUACACAACUAAAACGAGAAACUAUUAUGUAUAUAAAGUAGUGUUUCUUUAAUGUUUGACAUACAUGUAAAUGUGUGUGUGAUAUGAAAGUAGAAAAUAACGUAAAUAUAUGUCAAUGUUACCGAAUGCCUCAGGCAAUACAUGUGUAUAUAUAUAUAUAUAUAUAUAUAUAUAUAUAUAUAUAUAUAUAUUAAUAGUUAUAUUACGCUUUCAUGAACAAGUCGUAAUCUGCUUCAGAGUAUUACAUAUAACAUAUAUUUUAAGAUUUAUAUAUUUUCCUAAGCGUUACUGCCAGUAAAAGAGGAAAGAAACGCUUGAUAUUUUUGUAUUCCGUUUUCGAAGAAUUAUAAAAGAUCUCUUUGAUCUUGUAUGUUUUAAUAUUGCAUGUAAUAAAAUUUAUAUUUCUUACUAUGGUAUGUAUAUUACAUCAUAAUGAAGUUUUAAUUAAUUUAAUGGCAAGGCAGUAUGCGAUCUAAUGUAAAUAAUCUUAAAUUAUUUAGUAAGCUAUUAUUAUUUUAAAAAAUUUCAUUAUUUCAUAAAAAAAUUUUAUGUGGUACUGUCACAUAUUGACAUUAUAGUUAGAAUACACUAUAUAGUUCAAAAUUCAGUUAGCUGCAAUAAGCAGCAUUGGAAAUAUGUAUAAUACAAAUAAUUCAUGAUAGGUCGAUGUUAAGUGUUUAGACUUGUAAACUAUUAAUGAGCAUAUCUAUUUAGAGUUAAGAGCAGUUUCGUCAUCGUAUCACACAACGACAAUAGGAAUCAAGACCAGUACAGUAGUAAAGAGAUAAGACAGACAUAGAUGUGCCUUGGUGUUUUCCGUUUGAAUGAUUUUAAUGUUGAUAAUAAAAGUACUCUAUUUGCUUCUCCAAGCAAAGCAAACAAAAACUAUAUGUAUUAUAAAACAUCAUGAACUCUCAUAUUCUGAUGUGCAAAUGUAUAUUUUUGUCAUGAAUAAUAUAUAUUCAGAAUACAGUAUAAAAUUCAAA
Solenopsis invicta (red fire ant) is the source of this 4334-nucleotide messenger RNA. It is a transcript of the gene wfs1, whose product is annotated as wolframin. Gene Ontology annotation, biological process: calcium ion homeostasis; endoplasmic reticulum unfolded protein response. Gene Ontology annotation, cellular component: endoplasmic reticulum membrane. The transcript has 6 exons. Gene Ontology annotation, molecular function: protein binding. The record is from RefSeq and is a predicted model, not a curated record. The coding region runs from base 619 to 2895 and encodes 758 amino acids. Lineage: Eukaryota; Metazoa; Arthropoda; Insecta; Hymenoptera; Formicidae.